Messenger RNA from Chironomus riparius, 2102 nucleotides. The record is from the annotation of a GenBank genome assembly. NCBI's taxonomy places the organism in Eukaryota, Metazoa, Arthropoda, Insecta, Diptera, Chironomidae.
AAACACAUGAUAAGGAGAUACAUGCUCUGUCUGCAUAUAUAAAUAGUCGUAGAAACUUCUUACUUUAUUAUAUUACUUUACACGCUAUCAAAUCAUUGACAGUCGUUCCAAUUUAAAUUAUCUGAAUUUUAUUUUGUAAAGUUGCAAGUAAAAAGUCACGCGAAGAUGGCAACAGUUCAAGCAAUUGGAGAAUAUAAACUCGGAAAAGUUUUGAAUGAAGGAAAAACAAAACAGAUUUUUGACCUUCCUAACAAUUCCGGGUAUGUCUUGCUAUUAAACAAGGACCGUAUAUCAGCACAUAAUGGAGUUCGAAUGCAUGAUUUGGAUGGCAAAGCUGAAAUUUCGAAUAAAACAAAUGCAAAGGUCUUUGAGCUCUUGAAUAAGGCAGGCGUUAGAACAGCUUUUGUUAAGCUUGCAUCUGACAAGGCAUUUAUUGCCAAGAAAUGUGAUAUGGUUCCAAUUGAAUGGGUUACAAGACGAUUGGCAACUGGAUCAUAUUUAAAGAGAAAUCCAGGCAUUCAUGAAGGUUUCCGAUUCUGUCCACCCAAGCAGGAAACUUUCUUCAAGGACGAUGCCAAUGAUGAUCCACAAUGGAGUGAAGAGCAAAUUAUUGCUAAAGGAUUCAAAGUCAAUAAUUUAUUGAUUGGUCAAGAUGAGGUUGACAUAAUGAGACAAACAACAAUUCUCGUCUUUGAGAUUCUAGAACGUGCCUGGAUGACAAGAGAUUGUGCCUUAAUCGAUAUGAAAAUUGAAUUUGGUGUCGAUGAGACAGGAGAGAUUCUUGUUGCUGAUGUCAUUGAUUCUGAUUCGUGGAGAUUAUGGCCAUCAGGUGACAAAAGAUUGAUGGUUGACAAGCAAGUUUACAGGAACUUGACUAAUGUUACAGCAAGUGACUUGGAAACUGUUAAGAGAAAUUUCCAAUGGGUUAAUGAUCAGCUUGAAGGUAUUGUACCUAUAAAUGAUCAUCUUGUUGUGAUUAUUAUGGGAUCACCAUCUGAUAAAGAUCAUUGUGAGAAGAUUGCUAAGUACUGCAAGGAUCUUGGACUUAAUGUUGAAAUGAGAGUUUCAUCAGCUCAUAAAGUCACAAAAGGCACAUUACAAAUUAUGUCAGAAUAUGAAGGAGUUAUUAAGAAUUUAGUAUUUGUCACAGUUGCUGGACGUUCAAAUGGUUUAGGUCCAGUUCUUUCUGGAAAUACAUCAUUCCCAGUCAUCAACUGUCCACCAAUUAAUACAAGCACAAUGAAUAUCGACUUGUGGUCAUCAAUUAAUUUGCCAUCAGGCUUAGGAUGUGCCACAGUAAUUUAUCCGGAAGCAGCAGCUCUUAAUGCUGCUCAAAUUUUGGGUCUCUCUAAUUACAUGAUCUGGUCGCGUCUACGAGUGAAAAUGGUCAGUAACUUGAUUUCCUUGAAAAAGGCUGAUCAAGAAUUGCGUGGAGUUAAACAAGCUUAAAAAUUAAGGAUUUCAUAUCAUCUUUUAUUGCCAUGAGCAUGCUUUCGAAUCAAUCUUUAUAAACAUUCAUAGACUGUAACAUUAUUUUUUGGUUUUAAAUAAAUUUCUUUUUUAUACAUUCUACUUUUUGGUAUUUUUGUUACUUUGUGGAACUGAUUCUGGAUUCAAGCCGCACUUUUUCAUUUCAACAGCAAUAUUGAAUAAAUAAUCAUAACAUUCACAUUGAGUUUUUGCAGCCUGCCAAGACUUUCCCCAAACAUAAAGCCCAUGACGGCGAACGAGAACAGCAGACGUACCUGGAUAUUCUUCAAUUGCUUUCUUUAAACUUUCCUCAAGAUCCUUCUCAAAGGGAGUAUUGUCGAUUAUUGGAACGACAAGCUCUUCGUCAUAACGCAAGUAACGGCCCAACUCGUAGUCGAAUAUUCCCUAAAUUCAUCACAAUGAUUAAUUAAGAUUUUGUGAGACCUGUACAUGAAUUAAUUACCUUAAUCAUUUCCUGGUAAGUUAUUCUAAACACCUUUCCAGGCCAAAGAAGUGUGGCCAUAACAGCAUUGGGAGAAUGUGUAUGAAUAACAGACCCAGCAUUUCUUUCUUUGUAAGCAACCAUGAAUAAUGGUGUACAUUGACUUUUCUUGAGCUUCUUGUAUUCGGGU